Molecule: messenger RNA, 1654 nt
Organism: Carassius auratus (goldfish)
Lineage: Eukaryota; Metazoa; Chordata; Actinopteri; Cypriniformes; Cyprinidae
Product: 40S ribosomal protein S8-like
Exons: 6
Coding region: 254-871 (205 amino acids)
Biological process (GO): translation
Cellular component (GO): ribosome
Molecular function (GO): structural constituent of ribosome
Source: RefSeq, a predicted model, not a curated record
UGAAAGGAAAAAGAAACGAGGAUGCACAAAUAAGAAUUGAGAAGCACCCCUGCAGUCUGCAGACAGAGCCUUCUCCUCUUGGAGAACACUUCUUUAUAAAGCAUAUUUUAUUUUAGAUGGACUAGAAAUAAUUUUUAAUUUAUAAAGUUUUAUUUUUAAAUGUAAGUCAGUAACAAUUGGCUGAAGCAAAUUUAUUUUUCAAAAGGAGACCCUACCCCAUUUUGGAGAUCUGCAGUUAUACACACUUGGAAGAAUGGGUAAUCACUGGCACAAGCGUCGUAAAACCGGAGGGAAAAGAAAGCCCUAUCAUAAGAAAAGAAAAUAUGAACUGGGUCGCCCUCCUGCCAACACAAAGAUCGGCCCCCGUCGUAUUCACACAGUGCGCGUGAGGAGAGGCAAUAAGAAAUACCGCGCGCUGAGACUGGACAGGGGGAACUUUGCCUGGGGCUCUGAAUGUUGCACUCGCAAAACCAGGAUCAUUGACAUUGUGUACAAUGCCUCUAACAAUGAGCUUGUGAGGACCAAGACCCUGGUGAAGAACUGCAUUGUUCUGGUAGACAGUACACCGUUCAGGCAGUGGUAUGAAGCCCACUACGCCAUUCCACUGGGCCGCAAGAAAGGGGCAAAGCUGACUCCAGAAGAGGAGGAGAUCUUGAACAAGAAAUGGUCAAAGAAGGUUCAGAAGAAGAUUGAUGGACGCAGGAAGAAGAGCAAGAUUAGCAGUUGGCUGGAGGAGCAGUUCCUGCAGGGCAAGUUUCUUGCCUGUAUUGCGUCCAGGCCUGGUCAGUGUGGCAGAGCAGACGGAUACAUCUUGGAAGGGAAAGAGCUGGAGUUCUACCUCCGAAAGAUCAGAGCCAAGAAAGGCAAAUAGACAACUGAAUGCAGCGUUUUAUACUCAAGUACCUAUUACAGUCCUGGCAAACUUUCAUUGUGGCUGGUAAGGGGGGCGAUCCCUCUACAUUCAUCAGGAACUGCAAAUUAUUAACAUAAAGUAUAGUUGUAAUCUCCAAUGGAUAACAUGUAUGUGAUUCCAAAGUUACCCACAAGGAACUAUUUUCCAGCUUCCAACUUAUAAUAUUUCUAAUUUGGCAGGCCCAGUAAUACCAUAGAAAAUUUGGAAGUCCUAAGCCCCCUUUCCGACAUGAUUUCAUUAAAGUAGACAACUUAAUUCGGGGAGUCUUAUUGUUCCAUAUAAACUUUGUUAAACAUCUAUUAAUUAAUUUUAAAAAAGAAAAAGAAAUAUAACAUGGUAACAUAUUAAAAGCAUAAAUAAACUUAGGGAGUAUACUCAUUUUAAUAACACUGAUUUUCCCGAUAAGAGAUAGUAGGAGAACAUACCAAGUCUGAAGUUUUUUUUUACAAUUCUCCAGUAAAGAGUUAUAGUUGUUCUUAAAUAAUUUAUCCAAAACGAGUGUCACUUGUAUUCCCAAAUAUUUAAAACCAUAUGCGGACCAAGAGAUAGGACAUUCUUUUCUAACAUUUUCUUCAUUUGAAAUAUUAAGAGGGCAAGCAAUUGAUUUUUGUAAGUUAGCCUUAUACCCUGAAAUCCUAGAAAAUCUUUGAAUAUCUGCCAAAACAUGGGGCAAAGUUAACAUAGUUUCAGUGACAAAAAGUAAAGUAUCAUCCGCAUAUAGUGAAAUUUUGUGAUAUUGUA